Molecule: messenger RNA, 765 nt
Organism: Acomys russatus (golden spiny mouse)
Lineage: Eukaryota; Metazoa; Chordata; Mammalia; Rodentia; Muridae
Product: keratin-associated protein 10-7-like
Exons: 1
Coding region: 1-765 (254 amino acids)
Source: RefSeq, a predicted model, not a curated record
AUGUGGCCUGUCUUGGGUGGAUUGGUUCCCACCUUCAUUAAGACAGCACUCACACAGGUGCUCAAGCACUUCCUUCAUGCCAGCCCCUGUCAGGCUGUCAGUGCAGCCCCUGUCAGACUGUCUGUCAGUGCAGCCCCUGUCAGACUGUCAGUGCAGCCCCUGUCCGACUGUCAGUGCAGCCCCUGUCAGAUUGUCUGUCAGUGCAGCCCCUGUCAGAACUGUCUGUCAGCCCCUGUCAGACUGCUGUCCAGUGCAGCCCGUCAGACUGUCUGUCAGUGCAGCCCCUGUCAGACUGUCUGUCAGUGCAGCCCGUCAGACUGUCUGUCAGUGCAGCCCCUGUCAGACUGUCUGUCAGUGCAGCCCCUGUCAGACUGUCUGUCAGUGCAGCCCCUGUCAGUGCAGCUCCUGUCAGACUGUCUGUCAGUGCAGCUCCUGUCCGACUGUCUGUCAGUGCAGCCCCUGUCCGACUGUCUGUCAGUGCAGCCCCUGUCAGACUGUCUGUCAGUGCAGCCCCUGUCAGACUGUCUGUCAGUGCAGCCCCUGUCAGACUGUCUGUCAGUGCAGCCCCUGUCAGACUGUCUGUCAGUGCAGCCCCUGUCAGGCUGUCAGUGCAGCCCCUGUCAGACUGUCUGUCAGUGCAGCCCCUGUCAGACUGUCUGUCAGUGCAGCUCCUGUCAGACUGUCUGUCAGUGCAGCCCCUGUCCGACUGUCAGUGCUAGCAUCACACUACCUGACUCAGAUCUGAAGCGACCACAUGUGAGAUAG